Molecule: messenger RNA, 1449 nt
Organism: Diaporthe amygdali
Lineage: Eukaryota; Fungi; Ascomycota; Sordariomycetes; Diaporthales; Diaporthaceae
Exons: 6
Coding region: 1-1449 (482 amino acids)
Source: RefSeq, a predicted model, not a curated record
AUGGACUGGGACUUUCUCGUGGGGGCACCGAUGCCUCCCCAGAGCCAACUGCUACAUGGUUGCUUCCUUGAGGCCGACAGGGCAGACCGUGUUGCCCAAGGACUUGAUGCCCUCCGAGUUGCCCUGGCUCAGUCCUUCCAUGGGCACAUGAUCCCAAUCAUUGAAGAAAUUCGGCAGUCCGGGCGAAACCUUCGCGAACUUGCAGACCGCGGCCACGUUCACGCAUCGAGAGUACCAAUCGUUACCAACUACCUCAACGUUGUUCUGCCGUGCCUGUCAAAAUCACUCAGGGAUAUCGCAACCUACUACGACGAUAAGACGGUCACCCGCGAGCUGCGAUGGCGCAAGAUGUACCACGAGAUGAAGAAGGAAGCCGACAUGGAGCUCUUCCAGAGGUUCCUGCUGUACAACCGGUUCCUGUCGCUGCUCGUGCUGCUGCUCAGCAGAGAGAAGGCUCAAGACCGGACCCAGCUCGAGCUCCAACGGGCGCGGAUCAUGACGCUCCGGGAGCGGCAAGGCCUGCCGGCGCCGACGCAGUCGCCCGUCACGGAGCUCAUCCGGCAGGAGGGGGCGAUGGUGCCGCUGAUGCGCGAGAGGCCCCACUGGGCCGAGCAGGUGUUCGCGGCCCCGCUCAGCUCGCGGACCGACAUGCACGGGCCCCUGCGAUCCUACGCCCGGGGCCCGUUCAUCCCCGCCGGCGACGGGGCCCGGCACAUGCCGGACGCCGCGAGGGUGCUGCUCCGGCGCUCCUUCGACAGCGACCGCCUCGGCAUGAUGAUCAUCCUCAACGCGGCCAACGGCGGGCCGUACUUUGUCCUCCGCGUGUACGACGGCGGCGCGCAGUUCUUCUCCUUCCGCGGCAUCCACGAGAUAUGCGUGCACCAGGCCGGGAACAGCCUCCGGCUCAAGAGGUGGAGCCAUUCGAUCCAGGGCCCCAAGCUUUGGGCAGUCCUGGGCUUCAUCACCUGGGAAGAAUUGGUCCUCUUCCACUGCACAUUCAUCGCCUUGAAGGCCCGGAAUAACCUGACGGUCAGCAUGGAUCCACGGGAAUACAAGUUCUACGACGAGAAACGCUUGUUCCAAGCACAAAUCAUCGACGAUGACUACCAGCACUCCCUAAUAGUCUACGAGGACACCAGGACGCGAGGCAUGCGCCUCCACGCCGCAGUCUGGGACGGCGAGCUGCGAGCGUGCCCGGUGUGGACCGCCUUCGUCACCCACCAGUCCGCCUCGAGCCGCUGGCUCACCCGCAAGUCCAAGCACCGCGUCUGGAUCAACGAGAUCAAGCUCUACGUCUUCUGCGACAAGUACAAGGAGGCCAACAUGCGCCGCAACAAGGCCGGCGCCUUCGAGAUCCAUUUCGUCAGUGACGAAGAUCAAGCUGCCGGGCGGUUCAAGGAGGUCUUUUAUCCUGCGCCGGCCCCCGCGUCCCAGGGUGACGGCGAGUGA